Molecule: messenger RNA, 6077 nt
Organism: Triplophysa rosa
Lineage: Eukaryota; Metazoa; Chordata; Actinopteri; Cypriniformes; Nemacheilidae
Gene: ercc6l2
Product: excision repair cross-complementation group 6-like 2
Exons: 18
Molecular function (GO): ATP binding; ATP-dependent chromatin remodeler activity
Source: RefSeq, a predicted model, not a curated record
CGUGCGGGACGCGUGUGUGCAGUUGUUGCUAUGUUGAUGAGAAUAUAGACACGUAAAAUGGACAUGCAGAUGAUAAAACACAUCUUCUUAUUAUAAUACACUCCAACCGGUAACUUUAUAGUUUGCAUUACAGCCAAAAGACAUCCGUGAUGCGCUUAGAAACAUCAGCGUAACGGAUCUGAAUCAUGGUCAGACGUAAAGCCUCUCCCAGUCUUGAAACAAAAAUGACUUUUUCUGCGGCUCCAAAAAAGAAGCCUGUCACAAGUAAACAAAGCAUUUUCUAGAUAGCACCUGUUGUAUCUCUCAGUGGAGAUGGAGGAGGAAGACUCUGGAGCCUCAAAGCUCCAGUAUACCAGUGCCUCUGUUCCCCAGAUUGAGAAUGAGAGGCCUCUGUUUCACAGUAAUCAGAGACCACCGGGUCCCUCCGAGCCAUUUCUGGUGUCAGGAAGUGAUGUGAAAGUUCCGUACACCAUCAAUCGAUAUUUACGAGACUACCAGCGAGAUGGCAUUAAAUUCAUCUAUUAUAACUACGCCAAAUCCAGAGGAUGCAUUUUGGGUGAUGACAUGGGCCUUGGAAAGACCGUUCAGGUUAUCGGCUUCCUAGCUGCAGUUCUGCGGAAAACAGGUAUAUGGGAAGAUGUUGAAAACAACAGGCCUCAAUUUUUGCGGUCACAAAAAUCACCAGUACAGCCCAAAGUUCAAAAGGUGUUCCUCAUUGUGGCUCCGCUCUCUCUUCUAUAUAACUGGAUAGAUGAAUUAGACACUUGGGGUCACUUCAGAGUUGCAAUUGUUCACGGUGUGAGGAAGGAAGAGGAGCUGGUGCGUGUACAGAGAGGAAGAUGUGAGGUUGCUCUUACUACUUAUGAGACCUUCAGACUCUGUCUGGACCAGUUUAACAGUAUUGAUUGGGCUGCUGUCAUUGUGGAUGAAGCUCACAAAAUAAAGAACCACAAGUCCCAAAUCACUCAGGCCAUGAAGGAGAUGAGAUGUGAAGUGAGGGUUGGGUUGACAGGAACUAUUCUUCAAAACAACCUAGAGGAGAUGUGGUGUGUUAUGGACUGGGCCUUCCCUGGAUGCCUAGGCUCACUGGUGGGCUUUAAAAACAGAUUUUCGGACCCCAUUGAGCAGGGGCAGAAGCACACCGUGACAAAAAGAGCUCUGGCAGAAGGUCGCAAAGCAGUUAAGGAUCUGGCCAAAAUGCUCUCCCGUUGGUUCCUCAGAAGAACAAAAACCCUCAUCAGUGACCAGCUACCUAAGAAAGACGAUAGAGUGGUGUAUUGCUCUCUCACGGAUUUUCAGCAGACAGUGUACCAAGCUGUGCUGGACACUGAUGAUGUGACCCUGUUGUUGCAAAGCUCAGGCAAGUGUCCGUGUGGCAGUGGGCGUCCACGAAAGCAAUGCUGCUACAAAUUAAACGCAGACGGCGUGCCUGUCCGUUACCUUUACUUUAGUUAUCUCGCCAUACUUAGGAAGGUGGCCAAUCAUGUCGCACUACUGCAGUCCAGAGAAGGAACCAGCAAAAAACAGGAGAAAUAUGUGACAGCCAUUUGCGAGCGAGUUUUUAGGAAAUUUCCAGAUUUCACAGAGAGGUGCAAACAGGCUGCAUUUGAGGCGAUGUCAGAUCCCAUGUACAGUGGAAAAAUGAAGGUUCUGCAAAAGCUGCUCAAUCACUUUAUCGUGAAAAAAGACAAUGUUCUACUCUUCUCUCUCUCCACCAAGCUGCUAGAUGUUCUGGAGAGCUACUGUAUGGCUGAGGGUCUGGAGUACCGCAGGUUGGAUGGAAACACCAAGUCUAAGGACAGAGUGAAGAUAGUGAGAGAAUUCAACAGCUCUCGGGAUAUCAACCUGUGUUUGGUGUCUACUCUGGCUGGUGGGCUUGGUCUCAACUUCGUCGGAGCGAAUGUUGUUGUGCUGUUUGAUCCAACGUGGAAUCCUGCUAAUGAUCUUCAGGCUAUUGACAGGGCGUAUCGCAUAGGCCAGUGCAGGGAUGUGACGGUUUUUAGACUCAUCUCUUUGGGAACAGUGGAGGAGAUCAUAUACCUGCGCCAGAUAUACAAACAGCAACUUCAGACAUCAGUGAUAGGCUGUGAGAACGCGCGACGCUACUUCGAAGCUGUUCAGGGUACAGAUGGCCAAGCUGGAGAGUUGUUCGGCAUCUGCAACCUGUUCCGCCUACAGACUGAUGGCACCUGCCUAACCCACCGCAUUCUGGAGAGGGAGGGCAGAGUGGAGGUGGGGAUGAUGACGGCCAAAACGCAAGCUCUGGGCGAGAGGAUGCAGGAGGCUGAUCCUAAGUCAGCAGACGCUUCAACUGAGCAAGCAGCUGGGUCAACAGUCACCAGUUUCAAACCAGCUGAGGUGUUAGACUUCAGCAGUGCAAGUGAGGAUGAAGAUCCCUGCUGCUCCAGGCAGAAGGCCUCAAAUCCCCACACAGGAGAGGAUAUGGGACCUGGUGAUUCUUCUAUCGGCAACAUAGGCCUUUAUAGACUGCUCCAACAACAUAUAGCUCAGAGAGAACAACAGCAAACAGACAGCAGUGAAGAAGAUUCUAGUAACCCAACUGAAGAUGAGGAGAACCAGGAAAAGCCCAGUCAUUCUGAGGAGAUGAAGGAAGUUCCUGCUGGAAAACAUCAUGGAUCUCGAGGACUGAGAAAAUCAGAGCACACUUCUCAUGUUGUUCAAAAAAUGCACGUGGAGUCGGCAGAUCUGGAGGGUCUUCCGCCAAAAUUUCAUAAACGCAAUGAUGGCAUGAGCGCUGGCAAGAGUUGCCUUCGAAAGCGAGUCAAGUUUACAGAAAAACGGUCUGAAGAUGAUAGUGAACGUUUUUCAUCAUCGGAAGAUGAGGAAAGAGUUAAAUGUAGGAAUGGUUCAUCUCUUCAGAGGCAAAACACUAAACAAAGAUCUGUUAGGUUCACGGGCUUAAAGAACCAAAACGCAGCUAAAACACCUGAAUCGGACAAGACCUACUGCAGAGAUGAAGGCAACACUGGAACAGUAGACUCAUUAUUAGGUGGUCUUCAGCAUGUGAGCUACACUCACUCGAAUCAGAAGGUAGUGGGCUCAAGUAGAGCAGAAGACCGCCUGAGUCGUGCUGCCGUGCGAGAUGUGUUUGAACUCAACAAGCACUCGCAACUUCCUGCAAACCAGCUCCUGGAUUUCUUAUAGACUCCCAGCCAGUCAUGUGAGUCUGUACUCACUGAUCACAGCACAGGAAGACAGACACUGCCAGCAUGUGACAGACCUCACAAGGAGUAUCCGGUCACACACUUCAUCAAGACCUCUCACCGCCACAAAAAUAUCACUUUUAUCGUGGGCGAAACACCCAGUAGCAUCUGCAGAAACCAGCUGGAAGACAUGGCUCGGAUCUUUGGAGCCGUCUCCGUUCAGGACUUUGCAGAAGAGAUUCUGAAGAGUGAUUCGGCACAGAGGCUAAGCCGAUUACGGAGCUUCUACAGCCAGAAGAGCCCUGAACUUAAGGACAUCAUCAAAAAGACCUUUCCAAAACCUAACGCUGAGCCAAAGCCACCCACAUCAACACCACCCUCAACGUCCGGUACGGCCAGACAAAGACCUACCUCAAAAAGAGCCCUCCCAAACGUGCCUCAAGUUGAGGUACCAGCCCCUGCAGUCGAGGAUCAAAGAGAAACAUCAAAGAAAAAGAGAAUUAGUGUUACAGAAACCUCCGAGGUUCACCAUCGUCACAGUACAGACCUCACAAACAACAUAAUUAAGACCUUUGCCGAUGACUCAGACCAGAGCAUGCACAGAUUCUCUUCGUUCACGUCAACAAGUUUUGGACAUCUUCAGAGGAGCUGCGCACCAGUGGAGGAAAGGAGAACCAAUGGUAGAAGAUCUUUCAAAGACAAGGAACAUUCUUCAUGUUCGGUUUCUACACGUGAUGGCGAGGCAUCCAGUUCAACCCAGACCAAAAGCUCCCUCAUCACAGACCUUAUAGGUGAUACAUCCAUCCUCAAUGAUUUGUUCAAAUCCAAAAAGAAACCUUUAGAGCGGCCUAGGGAGGCAACAGUUCUUACUCAUGCGGAAAAGGCAAAGAGUAGAGGAAAGGACUUCUGGGACAUUUUAAAUGAGGGAAAUGAAGAGAGCAUUAAUAAACUUACAGAUCUGUCUGAGGUGGAGAAGAUCUGUAAUACUGUUAGCGUCUCUGCAAAGUCAAAGAGUAAUGAUGAAAGCCAAAGCUCUCAACUUUGGAAAAAAAAUGAAAAAUUUCUCUGGAAAAUUGAGUGAAUUGGGCAGAAACUGUGAAGUUUUGGGGGGUUUUGUUUCUACUUUUCAAAAAAUGUGAGCAGAAGAUAAGCUGUUUUAGAAUUAUAACACAAAUAUCAUUUUUAUUUAAGUGCAUUUGCUUUUAUUUAUUUUAUUUUGUAUCAUUUACACAUCUGAAAGUUCUAACAAUUUAAAGUGAUGGUUCACCCAAAUAUGAAAAUUCUGUCAUCAUGUACUCGCCCAUUUUUUGUCAUUUUAAACCUGCGUGACUUUCUUCCGCAAAACACAAAAGAAGAUAUUUUGAAGAAUGUUGGUAACUGAACAACGGCGGGUACCCGUUCACUUCUAUUGUAUGGAUACAAAACCAAUGCAAGUCAAUGGGUACCGCCAUGGUUGGGUUACCAUCGUUCUUCAAAAUAUAUCAUUAAAAGAAAAAAUCAAAGCAUUCCCUCUGCAUUCAUUCGGUUCAUUCAUCGGCACAGAUUUUGAGUACAGCACAGAUGUAUUUAAUCAUGUAUGACAUAGUGGAAUAUCAUUUUCUAUUAAGCCAUGUGGGAUAGCUGAACACUGAACAGCAACGCAGUAUGACGUUAAACGUGAACUGGCGAUGUUUCGUAGGAUCCGUUCAAAUUUGAAACAGCACCGUAUGCACAAAAACAUUGUGUCUCACAUUUGGUUUCAAGCUAGAAAAAUGACUUCAAUAGUUGGUGGUCUUGAGACCUCAAAUAGUUCUGAAGCGAAGUAAUUGCUUUGGCGAAGUGGCAUCGGUCUGUCUCGCAGGAAGUUUAAGGCGAUUGUUACUUUACGGGCAGCUGCUUGUUUAGUUUUUGUGAUUUACUUGCACUCUAUAGAACACAAAAGAUAUUUUCCCCAUUGACUUCCAUUGUACAUAUGGACACAAAACCACUGAGACAUUUCUCGAAAUAUCUUCUUUUGUGUUCGACAGGAGGUGGAGUCACAUACAGAUUUUGAACGACAUAAUGAGGAAUACAUAAUGACAGAAUUUGUCUUUUUGGGUGAACUAUGCCUUUAAGCUGUAUGCACAUAACUUGGUAUUCGCAAAUAAACGCAGAUUUGCUUAUUUUAGUAACACUUCAGCACUGCAGUUGUGUCUGGGUCAGGUCGCGCAAGUUGUUUGCUUUGCCUAUAAUAACCGAGAUUGCAGUCGCAUACAGAGAAUGUCCUGCUGACUCUGACUUGCUUUGCUUAUUUUCCAAUGUCAUUCAGCGACAGUUCAUGUGAUUUGAUUUCUGAGAGGGAGCACAUGACCCCAACUUCUGGAGUGUGUAGCACGGCAGAAAAGCGCAGCUUUUGUUCACACGUUAUCCUGCCGAGAUAUAAGAUUUUGAGGAAACGCGUUGAUUUAACACAUGGUCUUGUUUCUUCAGAGAGAGUGCUGGGAAAUCAUUUCACGUUCAGAUUUUGCACUUUUAGUGGUCUACAUAACCCCUCCGCUUAAUUUUAUUAGGAAAUUACAUCUGCGGUUACCAAGGUGACGAGUUGGCCAUCAUUAAUGUGAACCCUUAGGCUUACCUAAACCAAUUUCUCUCCCACUAGGUUUAACAUGAGUAACCUAUUUAGUAUCACACCUCACAAAAACAUUUCACUCACUUUCUGAGAAGUUUGACCCUAAAAAAGUUCCCACACGCUCCUGCCUUGACCUAAAUGAAAGCGUUUCGGUGUGUUCUGAUGUAAAUUAUGUAAAAAGACAACUAAUCCCUCUUCCCAGAAUCUGUUUACUGGAUGUUUUCCAUCAGUGACUCUUUAAUAGUUUUCACCUCUCUGAAUGUGUAUUUUUCUGUUUUGCAUGGUAAACAGUUUGCAAAAAUCACACAUUUGACCGCUUUGAAAAA